ACACCUAGAAUCAAGUCAACCAAGCAUCUCGAGACACUCACCACAUCUCCGCCACUCUUCCCCUCGCUUGCACAAUGCCGCCAUUCACCACCGUCACCACCACCAAGGCGCCCAAGGCGCUGCCCCAGUUCUCCCAGGCUGUCAAGUACAAUGGCACUGUCUUUACGUCUGGCAACAUAGGCUUCAUCCCAGAGACCUUCACCAUGGUCGAAGGCGGCAUCAAGGAGCAGACGCGUCAAACGCUCAAGAACCUCAGCGCGGUCCUCGAGGAGGCCGGCAGCUCCUUUGACAAUGUAUACAAGGCCAACAUCUUCAUCACCAACAUGGAGAACUUUGCUGCGAUGAACGAGGCCUGGGACGAGUUCUUCACUGGCAGGGACAAGCCGUGCCGGACCUGUGUCGCCGUCUUCCAGCUCCCAAUGGGCGCCCUCGUCGAGAUUGAGUGUUCUGCUGCGCUGAACUAAAUGCGGGAACGUGGAAGGGGCUGGAGCUUCCUGGCACGCGAUUCUGCUCCGGUCAGGUGUAGUCCAUCUGAGUAGCUAAUAUGUGGCCAGCAACGGCACUGCGACGGCUGGGUAAACAUCAAUAGACUCGGAAUCUAAGCUCGGAUCGUUGCGACUUUCACCGUAUGGGGAAGUGCAUGAGAAUAGCAGGUUUGGCGUCGCUCAGUUUGUGCCCAAAACACAAACCAGACCGAAAGCAUAGGGAAAGGAAAUAAAGAACAAAAAUGAAUCUCAACAGAU
This is a messenger RNA of Microdochium trichocladiopsis, 743 nucleotides long. RefSeq names its product Endoribonuclease L-PSP/chorismate mutase-like protein. Bases 75 to 464 code for a protein of 129 amino acids. NCBI's taxonomy places the organism in Eukaryota, Fungi, Ascomycota, Sordariomycetes, Xylariales, Microdochiaceae. The record is from RefSeq and is a predicted model, not a curated record. Gene Ontology annotation, cellular component: mitochondrion; cytosol. The transcript is spliced from 3 exons. Gene Ontology annotation, molecular function: deaminase activity.